Molecule: messenger RNA, 828 nt
Organism: Trypanosoma theileri
Lineage: Eukaryota; Euglenozoa; Kinetoplastea; Trypanosomatida; Trypanosomatidae
Exons: 1
Coding region: 1-828 (275 amino acids)
Source: RefSeq, a predicted model, not a curated record
AUGACACUAUUCUCCAGUUUAUUAUUAUUUAUAUUUCUUCUGGGCCUAACGGUCUGUGUUGCUGGAGAGAGUGAAAAGGGUUUAGCCAUCACCCAUUCAGCAGAGUUAACCGCCACUAAGACUUACACCCUUACAAUUUCUCUUCCUCAUCCUCAUCCACCAGAACCCUCCUCUUCCAUGUCGAUGACAGCCACCACUACUCUUUCCAAGGAAGUAAUGCCUUCCCACACAGUUACUUUAUAUACACCCGAACACGGUGAUAGUUCUAAUGACAAUAUAACGAUUACACCUGAGAUAACCCCAACACCCCAACAUGACUGGGUUAACGUAUUUUUUGAGGUUACAAAUAAUUUAACUUCUGAUGCUCUGGAGAAGUCACUUAACGAGAUACUAUGGAAGGGUAUACAAGUAGCAAUGGAGGCAUAUGAGGAUGCUCCAAAACCAUGGAUUCGAAUCGCAUUUGAAUUAGAAAAAAGAGCACAAGAAGCUUUUAAUGCUUCUAACAAUGGACGUAUUCCUGGUGUAAAUAGCGCAGUAUAUAAAUUACCUGUAGUACCCCCAAAUAAUGACGACAGCAAUAAAACUACUGUUGUCAUUGUUGUAGUUGUCAUUGUUGUUGUGGUUGUAUUGAUUGCAGUAGGGGUUUUAGUAUUCCUCUAUUGUAGACAUAAGAAGUUGCAUAGUAAUCGCUUUGAUGAUGAUUUUGUUAUGAAUUGCGCAACAGCACCAGUAAAUCUAAAUGAAUUACUCCUUUCAAGUUUUGAUCACGAAUUGUCAACUAACGAUGAACGUAUAUAUGAACGACAGAAAAAUCUUAAAAAGGCAUAA